AUGUCACAGGACAUCGGUCUUAGUGACUUCUUGGCACAAUUUGACAUGCUCGAGGGAGCAAGCAUUCUCGCAUAUAUAAAAGACACUUAUGGCAAUACCGCAUCGCCCAUCCAUUCAGACAUUGCACCGUGCUCUCCUGAAGCACCCUUUGGCUGCUCUUUGGCCUACGUCAACUUGUCGAGCAGUAUCUGCCCUGGUAGUCUAGUGAACGCCUCCUCGCCUUGCUAUUCGUGCAGGAUGCAGACGGCGCAGGAACAAAAGGAGUUUUUGGGCAACUUGACCCAGGUGCUAGGGUCGAACUCGGCCGCUACGUGCGCCACAUCGGGUGGCGCCACUUCCGCAGCCUCCCGCAGAGUGACGAUGCCAUCGUCCUGGUUCCUGUUGGUGGCACUCCUCCUCUUCUGCUUCGGUGCAGCCUCCGCCAAAGAGGUUGCGCUGGUGCCCGACAAGGUUCUCAAGAAGUCAUCGUACCAAGACGUCGACGGACGCAUCUUGCUGACCAACCCCAGCGAUUGCGGACCCGUAAACCAGCCUCAAGAGAGGGUCUGCUCUUUCGAUGUCUACUCUGACCCCAACUGUCAGAAUGCAAUCUCAGGAGCCUACUUCAGCAUGAAUCCUAACAUCGGACACAACUGCGGAGCGUGUCUGCCUUGGUCCAUGUUGGACCCCGUGCCCGCCGGCACAGUGUACUUGAAAACGCACAGCAUCGGCGACGGCUUCGGCGCAGGCAAUCAGCUUCUUGUGGAAGCCGACAGUUCGUGCCCCUUGAUGGGCUCGGCUGGUUUGGUGGCAGCGGCUUCGGCUUCUUCGCAAUGCCUGCAGCUGGGCUCCAUGUCGGGUGACGAAGGAAUUGCAUGCUUCCCGAACGGACAAGACUCGGUACCAGCCAAGAGAGACUUGGUCAAACGCGACGCCACCUGCAACGGCAUGUACGUCGAGAGCGCUGUCGCAUCCCACUCGGCGCCAAAACAGAUCUCGAGCAUCGUCGACUGCCGUGGAGGCUCGGCACCCUGCACCAUCAGCCUUGCCGUGCAGCAUACCGAAACUGUGUCAACCUCUCUGUCUCUAAACGCAGGAGGCUCUGUCAAGGGCAUCGACAUCGGUGCCACGUUCGGCACAGAGUACAGUGAGUCAGUGUCUACGACGAUUACCGAAACAUACACUGUGCCUCAAGGACAGGCGGGCUACGUUAUCUCGACGUUCAAGUCGACCUUGUUCAAGGGCUCCUUCCAGGGAUGUGGUGGCGUCGACGGAGCUGGCGAAGCCAACGUCAUCUUGACGAACGGAGAAGAAAAGCGUGUGGUCAUCGUCACGGCGUGA
This is a messenger RNA of Moesziomyces antarcticus, 1320 nucleotides long. RefSeq lists its product as uncharacterized. Bases 1 to 1320 code for a protein of 439 amino acids. Lineage: Eukaryota; Fungi; Basidiomycota; Ustilaginomycetes; Ustilaginales; Ustilaginaceae. The transcript is spliced from 2 exons. The record is from RefSeq and is a predicted model, not a curated record.